Messenger RNA from Fusarium venenatum, 1596 nucleotides. Its product is annotated as general substrate transporter. The record is from RefSeq and is a predicted model, not a curated record. Gene Ontology annotation, biological process: myo-inositol import across plasma membrane. Gene Ontology annotation, molecular function: myo-inositol:proton symporter activity. NCBI's taxonomy places the organism in Eukaryota, Fungi, Ascomycota, Sordariomycetes, Hypocreales, Nectriaceae. Gene Ontology annotation, cellular component: membrane.
AUGUCCACCAAGGAAGACUCAAAAGGUCAUCUUGAGCAUCUCGAACACAGCAACUCUCCAGACUCCAUCCAAGAGGUCAACAUCGAUGACCUCGAUUCUAUCGAGCAGACAAAGACGGGCAAGUUCUCCUGGCUCGUCUCCAUCACAGCUGCCAUUGGUGGCAUGCUCUUUGGUUACGAUACCGGCAUCAUCUCCGCCGUCCUCGUCUACAUCCACCAAGAUCUCGGCAAGACUCUUACAUCACAAGAGAAAGAACUCGUCACUUCCGUUACUUCUGGUGGUGCUUUCAUCGGAGCCAUCUUUGCUGGAGCCACAGCUGAUCGAUAUGGACGAAAAGUGGCCAUCUAUGUUGGCUGUCUCCUAUUCACUAUCGGUGCCAUCAUCCAAGCUGCUUCUUUUACAGUCGCUCAAAUGACCGUUGGCCGUGUUGUUGUUGGAUUCGGAGUAGGCUCUGCUGCCAUGAUUGUGCCAUUGUACAUCGCCGAGUGUUCUCCCUCAAAGUACAGAGGACGCAUGAUUGGUCUUGACAAUAUGAGCAUUACCGGUGGUCAGCUUCUCUCAUACGGCGUUGGAGCUGCUUUUGCUCAUGUUAAUGGCGGAUGGCGAUAUAUGGUGGGAGGAGGUGCACUACCGGCCAUCAUCCUAGCUUGUCUUCUACCCUUCUGUCCUGAAUCGCCUCGUCAACUGAUAUCCCAUGGUAAGGCAGAGGAGGCCGCGGCAGUCAUCCGUCGGAUUUUUCCCAAUGGCACUGAGCAGCAAGUCCAGGACAAGAUCCGGCACUUGACUCACCACGUCAACGAGGCCAAGGCUCUCAAUGCUGGAAAAUCUGGUUGGUGGGUGUUUAAGCAGCUCUAUGUUAUCCCUGCCAACUUCCGCGCUCUUGUCUCUGCUUGUGGACUCAUGGCCAUCUCUCAACUCAGCGGUUUCAACUCUCUCAUGUAUUACUCGCCUCUUCUCUUCUCACUUGUUGGCUUUUCCAACCCCGUCGCUGUGGGUACUAUUAUUGCUGGAACCAACUUCAUCUUCACCUGGGUUAACCUCAUGCUCGUCGAUCGUGCAGGUCGACGAAGAAUCCUUCUGUGCACAGUUCCCUUUAUGGGAUUUUUCCUCAUCAUUGCUGCUGUCUGCUUCAAGUUCAUCCCUAUCAAUCACGAUUUGUCCCUUGCAUCCGAUGCCAAGGUUGGAUGGGCCGCUAUUGUCGUUCUCAUCUCCAUGGUCUUCUUUGUGGGAUUUUAUUCUUCAGGUAUCGGCAACACCGCCUGGCUUUCAAGCGAGUUCUUCCCAAUGGAAGUUCGCGCUAUGGGAACCAUGAUGCUCACCAUGACCUGCUGGGGCUCCAACAUCAUCGUUGCCUCUACUUUCCUCACUCAGAUGGAGAAUACUACCCCUUCAGGCGCCUUUGGAUUCUACGCUGCCAUAUGCAUUCUCGGUUGGGCCUGCAUCUACUUCUGCUACCCUGAGGUAAAGGGAAUGACAUUGGAAGAUAUCAGGGACAUCUUCCAACACGGUUUUGGUGUUCAGCGAGCACGAGAGGUUCAGAAGGAGAUGAAGAUGGCCAACAAGGCAAUCACUUCUGAAGUUCUUACCAGGGCUUAG